UAUAGUGAUAUUAUAUAUUACCGUAUUUUAAACACAUCUGGAGCAAUGAAAAGUUCAGUCAAUGUAUGUGGAAUAAGUGGCUUCGUAAUAACUCUGAUUGGUGCUGGUUUAUUGGGAGCAAGUAUGGGAACAAAUUAUUGGAUUACACCUGAUACUAACUCAAGUCAAGGCCUAUUUCAAAACUGCACAACUAAAUGCUCAAAUAUAGGAUGGACAGUUGAAGAAGCGGGAAAUACUUUGGUGAUCACUCGUUCAAUAUUACUGGCAUCUUGCUUUUUCAUAUUGAUCGGACUGAUAGUUGGUGUGGCAGCAUUUUGUUGCGCCACUGAUAUCCGGAUAGAAGGCAUAAUCAAUAUUAUAGCAGGAAUUUUAAUACUUUCUGGAUGCGGCGCUUUUACGGGAUUAACUUUGGUUAACGACGAUCCUGGCAAUAAUUCGGAUGUAUCGUUCAACUAUUUUGGAUAUUCAUUCUACUUGGGCUGGGCAUCAGGUGCUGUCGUUGUUGUAGCUGGCAGCUUACAAGCAGCUGGGAAAAAGUCAACAAAAAAAGAAAGCAAGUACACUCCUCAGGUAUAUGAGAACGAUAUUGAGUUAGAAUGGCCACGAAAGCCUUCUCUCUAUUUUCCUCCAACAAAUAACGAAGGAUUUCCUGACGGUGAUCAAUAUAAUUGCGGAUACUAAGGAUUAUGCCAAUGUUUCAACCACUACAACAAAAUACAGAUAUAAUGUGGGAAGAAGGAAGAUGACAUUUUUGCAUCGCUUCAUAAAUCUACUGAAUUUUUAGUAGUUUAGAGUAAUUUUGACUUUUGGAGUUUGGUUACACCCUAGCCAAAUACACGCAAAUUAUUAAAUGCAGGAGUAAUUUCAUUCCAUCCAAAUUCAUUUGCUGCGUUUCAAAAACAAGUAUCGUUUUGUGGCGGGAUGGGUAUCUGUAUAUCAGUGUUGGCAAUUUUCAUUUGACUUCUUAGUAUGAAUUUCAACCCUAC
Molecule: messenger RNA, 986 nt
Organism: Styela clava
Lineage: Eukaryota; Metazoa; Chordata; Ascidiacea; Stolidobranchia; Styelidae
Cellular component (GO): plasma membrane
Source: RefSeq, a predicted model, not a curated record